Sphaeroforma arctica JP610 is the source of this 754-nucleotide messenger RNA. Its product is annotated as 40S ribosomal protein S2. The transcript is spliced from 2 exons. Gene Ontology annotation, molecular function: structural constituent of ribosome; RNA binding. Gene Ontology annotation, cellular component: ribosome; cytosolic small ribosomal subunit. Gene Ontology annotation, biological process: translation. The annotation marks the transcript as partial. NCBI's taxonomy places the organism in Eukaryota, Ichthyosporea, Ichthyophonida. The record is from RefSeq and is a predicted model, not a curated record.
ACAGAUCACUUCCAUCGAGCAAUUGUACUUGUUCGCCAUCCCCAUCAAGGAAUACCAGAUCAUUGAGAAUCUACUACCCAAGGCCGCUCUUAAGGACGAAGUUCUUAAGAUUAUGCCUGUGCAGAAGCAGACAUCUGCCGGACAACGUACCCGCUUCAAAGCGUUCGUUGUCAUUGGUGACAGUGACGGACAUCUAGGUCUAGGAGUCAAGUGCUCCAAGGAAGUUGCUACUGCCAUCCGUGGUGCCAUCAACCUGGCCAAGCUAUCCAUCAUCCCCGUGCGUCGUGGAUUCUGGGGUAACAAGAUCGGAGACCCCCACACCGUACCCAUGAAGGUGACCGGUAAGUGUGGUUCCGUUCGCGUGCGUCUCAUCCCUGCCCCCAAGGGUACCGGAAUCGUCGCGGCUGGAACACCCAAGAAGCUGCUGCAGCUUGCCGGUGUCCAGGAUUGCUACACCUCUGCGUGUGGAUCCACCCGCACCAUGGGCAAUUUCGCCAAGGCUACCUAUCAGGCCAUCCAGCGCACAUACACAUAUCUUUCACCGGAUAUGUGGCCUGAGACCACCCACUCCAAGGAUGUGUACCAGGAGCACACCGACUUCUUGGCUAAGGCUCCCCGCGCCAACAAGGCUAUGGCUUAAAUAUUAGAUGGUGCCGUAUAGAUACUGUGGUCUAUUUUGUCCAAACGUAUAAGGACGUGCUAGACCGGGGUAAUAAACUAUUAUACUAUCACAAUAAUAUUGCGACGGUUGGGA